GUUUCCUUUCCUUAGCUGUGAAACAAAAACUCUUUCUCUGUCUCGCCUCGUCGCAUAUCUCCUCCUACUCCGCCGAUUCUACGCUACUAUUUCUCACCCUUUGCUUUCCCCUCCCUCAGCGUAUCGGACCUCGAAUCUCUCCUCCUUCACGGGUCUCGAAUUUCAGAUUGCAUAUUCCAUCUCCGUCACAGCAAAUAAUCAUUGUAAGUGGAUAAAAUCUUAAUAUGUCUGGAUUGAUUGAAGGCCUUCCAGAUGCUGUUGCACUCAGGUGCCUUGCAUGGGUUCCCUUCCAUCUCUAUCCCAAGUUGGAGCUUGUUUCUCGUUCCUGGCGAGAUGCUAUUCGUAGCCCUGAACUGUUUAAAGCUCGAGAAGAGGUUGGUUCUUCAGAGGAAUUACUUUGUGUAUCUGCAUUUGACCCUGAGAAUUUAUGGCAGCUUUAUGAUCCUCUCCGAGACCUCUGGAUCACUCUUCCUGUUCUACCCUCGAAGAUUAGGCAUCUAGCUCACUUUGGUUUGGUCUCCACUGGUGGAAAGCUGUUUGUGCUCGGAGGUGGGAGUGAUGCAGUUGACCCUUUGACUGGUGAUCAAGAUGGGAGUUUUGCAACCAACGAGGUCUGGUCAUAUGAUCCCAUAAUACGUCAAUGGUCUCCAAGAGCAUCCAUGCUUGUACCUCGUGCUAUGUUUGCUUGCUGUGCUUUGAAUGGCAAGAUUAUUGUUGCAGGUGGUUUCACCAGCUGCAGGAAAUCGAUCUCUCAAGCAGAAAUUUAUGAUCUGGAGAAAGAUGUCUGGAUCCCAAUACCUGAUCUCCACCGCACUCAUAAUUCAGCAUGCACAGGGUUAGUUAUUGAAGGAAAAGUUCACAUAUUACACAAGGGAUUGUCAACAGUUCAAAUCCUGGACCGUUUGGCACUUGGGUGGACAGUUGAGGAUUAUGGUUGGCUUCAGGGUCCCAUGGCAGUAGUUCAGGGUGCCCUCUACAUCAUGUGCCAUGGACUCAUUUUCAAGCAAGAAAAGGAAUCAAGAAAAGUGGUUGCUUCAGCAUUAUCUGAAUUUCGUCGAAGAAUUGGUUUUGCAAUGAUUGGACUUAGAGAUGAGAUUUAUGUGAUUGGGGGGGUGAUAGGCCCUGAGAGGUGGAAUUGGGAUAUCAAACCAACAUCUGAUGUUGAUGUGUUGACUGUUGGGUGUGACAGACAAACAUGGCGCCAGGCAGCGCCAAUGACAAGGUGCCGAGGAACAAUUCUUGGAUGCACACAGCUAAGCAUAUAGAUUCCUACCUUUUUCUUCUGUGUUUAUCACUCUGUUGUCAAAAUUGUACUCUCUUGUUAGAGGCAAUGCAUCCCACCUCUUUGAGACGAGGAAUGAUCUUUGAAUUAGCUACUGCCUUCCUUCUUUGUAAGGCUUAAUUGUCAAUCUUGUCUUCUGUUGAUUGAAUCUUUAUGGGAAGGACAGAUUUAGAUGUAGAAUGGGAAUUUGAUAUGAUGUGAACUGAAAUCCUCUGGACCCUACUAGGUUGAGUCUGGUCGAGUCUGUCAAUUCAAAAUAACUAGAUUAAAAUUGA
Rubroshorea leprosula is the source of this 1557-nucleotide messenger RNA. The record is from the annotation of a GenBank genome assembly. Lineage: Eukaryota; Viridiplantae; Streptophyta; Magnoliopsida; Malvales; Dipterocarpaceae.